Phalaenopsis equestris is the source of this 1605-nucleotide messenger RNA. RefSeq lists its product as uncharacterized. The transcript has 6 exons. The record is from RefSeq and is a predicted model, not a curated record. Lineage: Eukaryota; Viridiplantae; Streptophyta; Magnoliopsida; Asparagales; Orchidaceae. Bases 70 to 1440 code for a protein of 456 amino acids.
AAAACCUGCACUUUUACGCGCCUCCUCCGCCUUCCUCCACCUCCCCUCACUUCCUGGUUCCCACUCACGAUGACCAGUGCCUACGCUGCAGAUGGCUUCUACCCAGUCGAGCCGUCCUUCGCGUCUCCUUGCGUCUCCUUCCCUCCCUCCCCUUCCCCCCUUCGCCUAUUGACACGUUUUGCAGAACCGCACCGCCCCAUCAUCUCGGAUCACCGGCAGCUAGACUGGAUCUGGCUUCAAUCCCGCUCGUUCGGCGCCUCUGAGGCAACUUCUGCACGAGCCAUAGGGAUGGGACUUGGCCCCGAGGAAGCUGUGGUUUGGAAGCUCUUUACGCCGCUGCAACGCGUCCUGCUUGUUGCCCUAAUCGCAAUUACCUCUGCAGAGAGGAGGCGAUCCCAGAGAAUAUUGCAGCUUCAGCUCUCUGUCCACAUUAGGGAUGAGAUGUUAAAGAACAUGCAGUUGAAACAUAACGAUUUGUUGGAUCAAAUGACAUUUAUGAAAGAUCACUCUCCAACAUCAGGCAGCAACUUUCAGUCCAAAAAUGAGCAGGUUAUAGUUUCUGAAAUGGUGGAAAAAAAUAAAGCAAAAUUCUUCCAUGGCGAUUGUCGGGCUCCUUAUUUCAACCCAGAUGGCGGCAUUGUUCCUCUCUGUCAUAGCCAAUCCAUUAAGACAAAAGAUGUUUGUGUGACUCAGUCUAGCAAAGAAAGAUUGACAGAGAACAAUUAUGAGAUAUUAACUGAGCAAGAGGAACGCCGAAUGUCUGAUCUAUCUGAUUUUUGUUGGAGUGUUGCUUCUUCUGUAGAUACUCAGCCUGCAGAACUGAGCACAUUGGCAGCAGAACAGGAGCUUUACAAUCUUAGAAAGGAAUUCGAAGAGAAGAAUGCCACCAUUAGGGAACUGACAACUGCUGCUCAUACUUCCAAUGUUACUUACUCUAAGAGGAUUACAGAACUGGAAGAGGUUAUAAGAAGGAAGAACAUGGUAAUUACGAAGUUGAAGAAGGAUAUGUUUGUUUUAGAGCAACAGAUAGUCAAAUUCACGAGGCUUCGAAGGCCAUCAUCGACGCCUUUUGCUUCAGACUCAACCACUGAACGUCCACCGCUUAUGACGGAAAACAUUCUCUAUGACAUGAGCAGCAGCAGCACAUCCUCCUCUGACCGAGAUUCUCCUCAGAGGGGUGGAUUCGGAUUGAAUCCAUCAAGCAAUUCAAGCAAUGGGAUGAAACAUGGGAGGCUUGAUAUAACGAAGGUUAUGGGCUCUUCUGUCUCAACACUACAGGAAGCAAUGUGCCCUCUCAGGAAGAAUCGUGUGAGCAGGAAACUUGAAGCCAAUGCUUCAGUAAGUUCAAAGCAGUUUGCUUCUUCUAUCACAGAUGAGAAGAAGUCUAGGAGCAGAAAGCCGCAGGCAGAGAUGAUGACUGCAAAGAAGAAAUGGAUUUAGUCCUUUUAAGCAAGUUGACAGCUACUGUGAGCUGCUAUUGUUUCAGAGCUUGGGGUAGGCGUAGGAUAUGUUCCAGCUUUGCGAGGCUUUGGCUGAGUUUAGUGUCAGGUUAUAUGUGCCGGUUUCUUACCAAUAGAGUAUUAUUAUUUUUAUUAUUAUCAGCUG